Molecule: messenger RNA, 2433 nt
Organism: Alosa sapidissima (American shad)
Lineage: Eukaryota; Metazoa; Chordata; Actinopteri; Clupeiformes; Clupeidae
Exons: 7
Coding region: 197-2227 (676 amino acids)
Molecular function (GO): protein dimerization activity
Source: RefSeq, a predicted model, not a curated record
CCGGUCUAACGUAUUAUGCAGAUCCGUGCCGGACGUUGUGAAAACGAAAGUAGAUUAUGCCUUCACACCCACACACAGAGCCUUAGGCAACAAGCACGAUGAUUGGGUAUGGAGAGAUAAAGGUUCAUCACAACUGGGCUAUAAAUGCCACUUCACACAGGGAAUGUUGUGCUUUAUUUGAAAGAGUUCCCAGAAGAUGGACAGGGACAUCAGAGAACUUCUGCAACAAAGGAGAAGCCCCAUAGCAAUAAGGAACCAGUUAAGAGGAGGACGGCCCUUCCAUCCCUACAAAAGGAAUGGUGAUGUGGAUCUUAGAGACAGAAAAAUAGGAAAUGCCAGAGGAGGCCCUGGAAGAGGGAGAGGCCAUUAUGGGAUGGGACACGGAACCGGGUUUGCCAAUUAUUCCAAACGGAACUCUUGUGAACAUGCCACCUUCAAUCGUGGAGUCAAGAUGAAUAAGGAAGUUGACCUGACUUGUGUAGGCCAAGUGGACUUGAAGAGAGAAGCAUUACAGGGAGGGUGCUUUGACCAUGCUGUUUGUAGCCAAGGCACUGUCUCACACAGUGGUGUCAAUGAGCGAGCAUCUAGAGUCACUAAUCGCCGUGUUGCUCAUGGGACUCAUUAUGACAAACAGAAAGGUGACCAAACUGACUUGCAGAGUGACGUGUUAAAAAACAUUGUGAAAGAAGUGCACUUCAGCUGCCUUGACAGCCAUAGCCGAGGCCCUGUCACAGACACCAACAGAGGUGUCCAUGAGAGAGCAUCCAGAAAAGUCUCCACUGAUCGCCGUGUUGCUCAUGGGACUCAUGACAAAAAGAAAGAUAACAUAAUGGACUUGAAGAGUGAAGUCUUCAAAAUGAUUGUGAAGGACCUGCAUCCACCACACCUAGUUGAAGAAGCUGGAUUCAGAGCCUUGUUAAAUGUCCUUAAUCCAUCUGGUCAGAUCCCAUCUAAUGCCUCUUGGGCUCGUUCACAACUUCAAAAAAUGUAUGAAGACAAAAAGGCGGAAGUGAAAAAGGCUUUAAGCUGCUCAGAGUGCAUUGUGUUGACAGCCGAAAUAUGGCAAAGGUCAUCGGAGAACCACCUGACAGUUAGCUGCCACUUUCUUGAUGAGAAAUGGAGGCGGAAAUCCUACAUUCUUGAAACCACACGCCUCUUUAAAGGACACUGCGUUGACAGUAAUGUGGCCAGAAUUGCCAGCACAUGGGGUAUAGACAAGAAGAUUAGCGUUGUCGUAUCCAACUUGGCUAACAUGAAGGAGCCCUUUCAUAAAAGGGGGUGGUUCGACAUGCCCUGUUUUGCCCACAUCCUCAAUGCCAUGUUCGAGACGUCGACUAAAUCUGUCUGGGGAGACCAGUGGAAGGACCUGCUGAAGAAAUGCAACGACAUUUUGGACAACAUUAACGGAGAUCAAGGAGCAGCAAAAACAGUCAAGGAGCAUCAGGUACAUUCAAAAUCAGCAACUAGGCCACUACACUGGCCUGUAGAUGAAAAAUGGCCCUCAACCUUAAAUAUGCUGGAGAGAAUCUUAGAACAAAAUGGCACCAUCAAAGCCAGCCAUAUUAGCCAUGCUGAGAGUGAAAUCUGGAUUAAUGCUGAGGAUGAUAAGAGGAUCAAAGAAGCUGUUGCAGUACUUAGACUGUUUAAAGAUGCCAUGCAACAUCUAGGGAUAGGCUACCAUUCCAUUUCAGAGAUAAUCCCUCUGUUGGUGAAAACUCAUGGCAAACUGACCAAAGUCAGUAGUAAUAUAGGGAAAGAGAUUGCGAAAAAAUGUGAGAGGCGUAUCUUCGAGAUGAAACAGAACCGCUGGUUGACCUUCAGCAGAGUUCUGGACCCAAGAUUCAAAUUGUUUCCAUUUGCUGAUCAACCUGAGAGCAAAAAAGCUGACAUUGUAGAUGAAAUGAAGAAGCUCAACUCACCCGGACAUUGUCAAAAAGGCUCGUCCCGAGGACUACAACAAGACUUUCAAUCAGUCUUAGAAUGUUACCUACAGGAGCCUCUGCAUAAAGAGAAGAACCCACUUGAAUUCUGGAGAGUUCAAACAAACCUAACUGCUCUGAUCCCACUGGUUCGCAAAUACCUUACAGUGGUUUCCACACCGCUUCCGUCUGAGCGUGCCUUUAGACCAGACGUCUACAAAAGGCAAAACAUGAAGCGCAGCUGCCUGCAACCAGAAGAUGUCAAUAUGAUGCUCUUUCUGCAAGGAAACCUCACAGUAGGCCACUGAUGCUGCUUUGGCAGGGAAUACCUUACCAAAGGCUAAAUACCCAUCCCUACAAGGAAGGAAAAUCUCACAGUAGCAUAUAAUCUCCCUUCAUGCACUUGUAUUAUGACCGCCGCUAGCGUAGCUAGAGAAGCGGUCAUAUAGCGAUUGUCAAAGUUUUUUUCCCCCGUCAUCUAAUUCUUGGUCAACGAUACCAGGGUCACCGAAAC